AUGUCGGCGACUUCCAAAGCCCCUCCGCCGCCCACCGCCAACGGCGUCAUAACCGCUCCCCCCAUGGCCGGCGGCAAUCGCAAGAAGCAGAAGCGACGUGCAAAGCAGGCCGCCAAGCAAGCUGCACAGGUUCCCAUGCCGUCUGCAGCGGACUCCACCGAUGUCGGCUACGAUGAGGACGCGCUCCGCUACGACGACGAUGAGGAGGACUACUCCGACGAGGGCGAGCCUGAUGAUUACGACGACGACCCGCACUAUGCGCACGAAAACGGCGUCCACUCGCCCCCUCACGCGACAGGCAAGAAGAACAAGAAGAAGAAAAAGCACUCCGUCGGACAUGGCCACAGCGCAUACGACCCGGACAUGCUUCCUCCCAUGCCUGCGCACGCCCAUCCUGGUGCAACUGCCGUACGCCCGCCCCCUCGGUCAGGCCAGAGCAACCCGAACAUCUGGAAUACCAGCACCCAGCAGGAGCGCCAGAAUAUCAAGGAGUUUUGGCUGAGCCUAAGUGAGGAGGAGCGCAAGGGACUGCUCAAGAUCGAGAAGGAAGCGGUGCUCAAGAAGAUGAAGCAGCAGCAGAAGCACUCCUGCUCGUGCACGGUCUGUGGGCGCAAGAGGACGGCAAUCGAGGAGGAGCUGGAGGUGCUGUAUGAAGGCUACUACGAGGAGCUUGAGCAGUACGCACACCAUGAUCACCCCCCUCUGCCCUCCACCGACGGCAUGAUGCCCGACCCUCUGCAGCAUCGGCAAAACCACCCUCUGAACGUGCCCCCGCCUACGCCUCAUCUCCAUAAUCAUAAUCACAAUCAUCACCACCAUCACCAUCAUCCGCAUCCGCAUCCGCACCACAAGACCAGCCACAUGCACGAGCAUCUGGGAGAGGACGACGAGUUCAGCGACGAGGAAGAGGAAGAGUACAGUGAGGAUGAAGACUACGAUUCUGAAGAAGAUGAUGAGCCGCAUCCUGAACCUCUGCCGCCCCGCGCUCAAGCAGGUGUGCCAGACUUCUUCAACUUUGGCUCACAUCUUACUGUCAAAGGUAUCCUAACACCCUGGGUUGAAAAGCUGAAAGCGGGGCUAAAGGGUAAUGCAGACAAUCUCCUCACCGUCGCUGACGAUCUGCUCAAGAACGACGGCCGCAAGUUUAUCGAAAUGAUGGAGCAGCUCGCCGAGCGUCGCAUGCAGCGUGAGAGUCGGUCCCAGUACGAGGCGGAGACUCAUCCUGGGUAUCCGCCAGACGAUCCUGCAUACGCUCACGAAGACCCCCUGGCCGCUGGUGACGAAUUCGAUGAUGAUGAGGGGUCGUACGAUAGUCAAGACGAUUACGAGGAUGAUAUCGAGGAGGAAGAUGAGAUGGUUGGUGGCCUUCAGCUGGCAAGUCGCGAUACAACUCAAACUGAUCAUUCACAGGGUGGGCUAACCGAGGAGCAACGAAUGCAGGAAGGUAGACGAAUGUUUCAAAUUUUUGCCGCUCGCAUGUUUGAACAGCGGGUCUUGACUGCAUAUCGAGAGAAAGUCGCGGCCGAACGUCAGAGGAAACUCCUGGAGGAGAUUGACGACGAAGACAAGCUCCAGGCCCAGCGAGAGGCGAAGAAGCAACGAGAUGCGCAGAAGAAGAAAGACAAGAAGAAGCAGCAGCAGCUCGCCAAGGCCGAGGAGAAGGCGAAGCGGGAUGCCGAGAAGGCUGAUGAGGAGAGGAAGUUGAGAGAGGCGGAGGAGAAGAGGUUGGAGGAGCAGCGGAGAAAGAAGGAGGAGCAACGUAGGAAGCGUGAGGAAGAGAAGAAGAAGUUGGAAGAGGAGAAGGCGAGAAAGGAGGCCGACAAGUUGCGGCGACAACAAGAAGAGCAACAGCGGCGGGAGGAUGCCGAGCGUAAGGCGCGCGAGCAGAAGGCUGCUGAGAAGGCGAAGAAGGAAGAGCAGAGGAAGCGUGAGCGAGAGGAGCGAGAGGCUCGUGAGAAGGAAGCACGAGAGCGCAAGCUUCAAGAGGAGCGCGAGAAGAAGGAGCGUGAAGCGAAAGUCAAGGCCGAUAAGGAGGCAAAGGAGCGAGAGAAGACGGCGCAGCAAGCUGCACACCCACCGCAGCAACCUCCGCAGAUUCAGAAGCGCCCUUCACAGCCUGGCAUGGUGGCCAUCCCUGGGGUUUAUCCCAAGCAGACACCGUCCGGCAUCUCCUCGCCACAUCCGCAAAUCGCCACGCCCGCGAUUCCAAAGGCGCCGACGCCUGCGAAGCAGAGACAGCAAUCACAGCAAGGCUCGCUUGCAUCUUCACCGAAGCAAGCACAGUCACAGCUAUCGAGUGCGCCCAGCAAAUCGUCUUCUCCUGGAAGCAAUGCACCGCAGACUUCAGUCCAGCCGAAGACGAUCAUGCAGAAGCCAGGAAACCAGCAGCCCGGCCAGCAGAAUCAACAUCCAAUUUCCAGCGCAUCACCACUCCACCAACAGCCAAUUCAACCUCCACCAGGCAUGCCGCACCCCCAGCAUCAUGGCGGAGGAUUUGGUGGGAUGCCGCCUAUGGGAUUCCCAGGUUUCCAAGGUCCUCAAGGUCCCAUGAUCCCAAGCAUGGCACAGCGAGGUGGUCCGAUGGGUAUGUUUCCUCACCAGGGACCGCCGCCAAUGGGCAUGCCAAAUCGAAUGUCGUUCCCCGGCAUGAACGGGAUGCCUCCUCCAGGUAUGAUGGCUCCGCAAGGCAGAGGAUAUCCGUUUGAGGGCCCCGGUCAGAAUCAACCCCCUCCUGGAUUCAAUCACCACCCGAUGCCACAGCAGAACCAGACGUCACCUAUUGGCAGCUCGCCAACCGCCCCUGGAAGUGAAGACCAGCGACAGAGCAUGUCGGGUCAUUCUCGCCAACAGUCCAGCGACAAGGAGCGAUUCGAGUCAGCAGCUAACCAGCCGAUUGCACGGCCAGCACCGAUUCAGCGGCCUAGUAGUGUGAAGCCUCAAGGACCAGAUCGCACAGGGUCGACUGAUCUGGACGAUCUGUCCAAGCACCUCGGAAGCUCAGCAUUGCUGGAUGACAGUGACGAACCCAUUACCACCAGCAUGGCUGACAACAGACGGCACUCGAAUAUCGCACCUGGUGCGAGGAACAUCACCAUGCCUGCUCCAGGUAUCGGUCAAAUCGGUGGCUUCGGUGCACCAGGUGGAUUCGGCACGCCUGCAAGCAAUUGGAACACGCCGGGCAUGCCGUUUGGUCAGAGUCCAGGUCUCGCUCAGCCAGGUUGGGGUAGUCUUCCAACUCCAGGCAUGAGCAACUGGGCGAACCAAAAUGCUCCAUUUGGUGCUUCUGGCUUUGGCUCGAUUGGCGGUUCGAUUGGUGCGGCUCCCAUGCACCGACCGGGCGUAGGCCUCAGCCGACCCCUGACCAUCCGUCUCGCGGUCUGCCAAGCGUGCAAGCAGCUCUCCCAAGCCAACCGCGGUGAGGGCGACGGCUUUCACAACGUCGACGUGCUCCUCCACCAGAUCGAAGCCAACCGACCCAUGCUCGACUCACCGCCGACUUUACGGGAGAUUGAAGAAAUCUGCGAGACCGAAGGCGACAGCCAGAACGGCGGUGGCGAACUUCACGUGCGCAAGGAUGAUGGCAGUCCAGCCUUUGCCGUCAAGUGGGAGGCCGACGCAGGUACACCAGACCAAGGUCGAGGCAACUCUGGUCUUGGUGAGAUAGGAUCUCCCAUGCCGAGUCGACCGUCGCCUGCGACUGGUUUCGGCGCUCCAGGCAUGCCUAUCGGACGUGCGCCUGGGAUGCUGCCGAAUCUGGGCGCCGUGGUGGGUUCUUCGAAUCCGAGCUAG
Molecule: messenger RNA, 3789 nt
Organism: Zasmidium cellare ATCC 36951
Lineage: Eukaryota; Fungi; Ascomycota; Dothideomycetes; Mycosphaerellales; Mycosphaerellaceae
Exons: 1
Coding region: 1-3789 (1262 amino acids)
Source: RefSeq, a predicted model, not a curated record